Molecule: messenger RNA, 537 nt
Organism: Dibothriocephalus latus
Lineage: Eukaryota; Metazoa; Platyhelminthes; Cestoda; Diphyllobothriidea; Diphyllobothriidae
Source: the annotation of a GenBank genome assembly
GAAAAGGCCAGGAGCACAGUUGCCUCUGCCUUCGCAUCGGGAUCUAUAAGGAACAGUUUGCGUCCUCAUCAGUCUGUGAGUCUGCGUAUCAAUCCACCUACAACCGGAUUGGCGGGACCCGACCUUGACCAUGUCCUAUCAAAGUGCAUUGAGGCGACAGCCGCUAAGGGUGGCGACCAAUGGCUUGGACCAGACCUCAUUACUCUACCGAAAACAGAAUCCAUCGAUGAAUUACUCUGGGUGGAAGCGCGAAUCCUGAAGCUGUUCAAAGGGGCCUCGAAACCAGUGCCAAACAUCUCCCUCAUCGGCAUGGUCGAAUCUCCCAAGAGUCUAAUAAAUAUGACUGAUCUCUGCAAGGAGGCUAAAAAAUUGAAACUUCCCCUAGUCGCUAUGGUGUUUGGUUCCGAUGAUUACUGUGCUAGUUUAGGCAAGUUCUUGACUGAGUCUAUCUCCUUCCUACAUAUAUUGCCCUUGAGAGUGUUAUAUACGCCAACCUUUGGGCUAUUUUUGCUCGCUUUUUGCGUUGAGACAUUGUGA